Messenger RNA from Linum trigynum, 1474 nucleotides. The record is from the annotation of a GenBank genome assembly. NCBI's taxonomy places the organism in Eukaryota, Viridiplantae, Streptophyta, Magnoliopsida, Malpighiales, Linaceae.
CACCGUUUAAUGAAAACAGACGUUUCGCAAGCAAACGAAAUUGUAUUGAAAUUCGUGAAUAUGUUUAAAACCCGACUGUCACAUCUCCCCGGCGUCGUCGUUGACUCGCCUGUAAAUAUACCCUUAAGAUUCUCCGGCUCGGAAAAGAAGAAAGAAGACAAGCAAAUAGCAGAGCCGUCGGCGUUAAAACCACUUACAAUCCCCUGUUUCAGAUACAUAGAAAGCAGAGGAACGAGAAGAGCACAGUAGAAGCAGAAGGAAGAAAUGGAGCAGAUCGAGCACAAGUUCGUGGAAGUCGACGGAGGAUUGAAGCUCCACGUAGCUGACAUCGGAGGUGCAAGCGACAAAGUUCUUCUCUUUCUCCACGGGUUCCCGGAGAUAUGGUACUCAUGGCGCCACCAGAUGAUUUCCCUCUCCAAAUCCGGUUACCGAGCUAUCGCCGUCGACUACAGAGGCUACGGGAUGUCCGAUCCCCCGCCGAGGACUGAAGAUGCCACGUUUGCCAACAUCGUCGCCGACCUCGUCGCCAUCCUCGAUUCCCUCAAUGUUCCCAAGGUGGUGCUCGUAGGGAAAGACUUCGGAGUUUAUGUGGCUUCAUGGUUCAACGUUCUCCACCCGGAAAGGGUGUUGGGCUUCGUGACCAUGGGAACUCCGUUCCGCGUCCCGGGAAACCAAGCAUCCGUCAUCUCAUCGCUCCCGGAAGGUUUCUAUGUCUCGCGGUGGCGGGAACCAGGGAGAGCCGAAGCCGAAUUCGGGCGGCUAGAUGCGAAAACGGUGGUGAGGAAUGUGUACAUACUAUUCUCCGGCAGUGAACUGCCCAUCGCGGCUGAGAAUCGAGAGAUCAUGGAUUUGGUCGACCCAUCAGCUCCUCUCCCGCCAUGGUUCACCGAGGAAGAUCUCGAAGCUUAUGGAGCUUUGUACCAGAAAUCAGGGUUCCAAACUGCCCUCAAGAUACCCUACAGAUCGCUUGACGAGCAACUGGAAGUACCGGUGCCUGCAGGGGUGAAACUUAACGUUCCAGCGUUACUCAUCGUGGGAGGAAAAGAUUAUACCCUGAAGAUGCCGGGGAUCGAGUACUACAUCAACAAUAUGGCGAAGGAAAUCGUUCCGGAUUUGAAGACGGUGCAUUUGGCUGAAGGGAGUCAUUUCGUUCAGGAGCAACUCCCUGAAGAAGUGAACCAGCUGAUACUCGAUUUCCUUAAAGCUCGAAUCUGGCCAUGAAAGGUCGAUGUUUCGUGCAAUGUACUGGCUAGUGCUCGUCAGCAAAUGCUUCUUUUUUGCUGGGUAUAAACAGCUGUUCUGUUGCCAUGUUCGGCUCUGAAAUGGAAUUCCUUCCCAUAUGGUGCUUUGUUGGUGUACUGUAAACCCGUUUUCCUCUAUUGCUGGUUUUGCCUAAUGGUGCAAUUUGUAAGCCUAAAAUAACGAUGAAUUUACCUAUCCAGCCGAUAUCUUAAACUAAACAUUCCGAACUGAA